AAAAAUCUAGCCAAAGUAAUAUACGUCACUAUGGAUUGUGCUAGUACUCGAUCGCUGUUGCGAAAGAAGUUGGAAUCAUCGGCCCGUUUCACUCAGCUUGAUCCGUUGGCAGCUCAGAAAUAUUUCAAUAAGAUGGCUCGUCGUGUGUUUAUCGAAACAUGUGAAAGAAAUCACUGUCAUCCCCUUAAAUCUGCGGCUACUGCCAUCGUACAGUUCCCUUUCUGGUUGUCAUUCUCCUUCACACUCCGAUAUAUGUGUGGAUAUCAGAUGGCUCCUGAUUACGGUUGGGACUGUGUAGUUCCCGGAAUGGUGUCUGAAGGUUUGACUGUGGCGUGUAACAGCCCAGUUUUACCGAUUGCGUUGCUGAUUGUUGGUUUGGCUAAUGUCGAGUUGAUGUACCUUCGUCAGCUUCGUCCACCUGAAUCGAUCACUAACCCAAGUCGCUUCUCAGACCCUGUUGGUUACAAAGUCGGCCGUGGGAUCGGCUGGUUUGUUAACGGUCUCAUAUUCUCGGCCGCCAUGUUUUUCCCCAAGCUGGAUAACUAUAAACGGUAA
Echinostoma caproni is the source of this 555-nucleotide messenger RNA. NCBI's taxonomy places the organism in Eukaryota, Metazoa, Platyhelminthes, Trematoda, Plagiorchiida, Echinostomatidae. The record is from the annotation of a GenBank genome assembly.